AUGCGUGAGAUCAUUUCCAUUCACUUGGGUCAAGGAGGUAUUCAGACAGGUAACGCCUGUUGGGAACUCUAUUGUCUUGAACAUGGGAUUCAACCAGAUGGUACUAUGCCCAGUGAUAAGUCCAUUGGUAGUGGCGAUGAUUCGUUUUCGACCUUUUUCUCAGAAACAGGAUCAGGGAAACACGUUCCACGUGCUGUUUUUGUGGAUUUAGAAGCCACAGUCUGUGACGAAGUACGUACCGGUACAUACCGUCAAUUGUAUCAUCCAGAGCAGAUCAUUUCGGGGAAAGAAGAUGCUGCAAACAAUUACGCACGAGGUCACUAUACUAUUGGAAAAGAAUACGUGGAUGUCGUGCUUGACCGUGUCCGCAAGCUUGCAGAUGCUUGUACUGGUCUUCAGGGCUUUAUGGUGUUUAAUGCUGUAGGUGGAGGUACUGGUUCCGGUCUUGGCUCGUUGCUACUUGAGCGUCUGUCAGUUGACUAUGGCCGUAAGAGCAAAUUGGGCUUUACAAUUUACCCGUCGCCUCUAGUGUCUUCAGCUGUGGUAGAGCCGUACAACUCGGUGCUGUCUACGCAUUCGUUGCUGGAGCACACGGACGUGGCUAUUAUGCUGGACAAUGAAGCUAUCUACGACAUUUGUCGUCGUUCGCUGGACAUUGAACGUCCGACUUACAACAACUUAAACCGGCUGAUUGCCCAAGUAAUUUCAUCAUUGACUACGUCGCUUCGCUUCGAUGGAUCAUUGAACGUUGACAUUAAUGAGUUCCAGACUAACUUGGUGCCGUACCCGCGUAUCCACUUCAUGCUCAGCUCAUACGCUCCAGUGAUUUCUGCUGAAAAGGCUUUCCACGAGCAGCUUUCGGUUGCUGAGAUCACUAACAGCGCCUUUGAGCCGACCUCUAUGAUGGCCAAGUGCGACCCGCGUCAUGGCAAGUACAUGGCUACGUGUCUUAUGUACCGAGGUGAUGUUGUUCCUAAGGACGUGAACGCUGCCGUGGCCACGAUCAAGACGAAGCGCACCAUUCAGUUCGUGGACUGGUGUCCGACAGGCUUCAAGUGCGGCAUCAACUACCAGCCGCCGUCGGUGGUGCCAGGUGGUGACCUCGCGCGCGUGCAACGUGCCGUGUGCAUGAUCUCGAACACGAGCGCCAUUGCUGAGGUGUUUUCCCGCAUCGACCACAAGUUCGACCUAAUGUACGCCAAGCGUGCGUUCGUGCACUGGUAUGUGGGUGAGGGCAUGGAGGAAGGCGAGUUCUCGGAGGCUCGCGAAGACCUUGCUGCUCUGGAGAAGGAUUACGAAGAAGUGUCAGCUGAGACUGCCGAAGGCGACGACGAGGAGUUUGGUGAAGAGUAUUAA
Messenger RNA from Peronospora farinosa, 1356 nucleotides. Lineage: Eukaryota; Oomycota; Peronosporomycetes; Peronosporales; Peronosporaceae. The record is from the annotation of a GenBank genome assembly.